AAAACUCCACUCUUUACAAAAUAAAUAAAUAAAAAUAAAAAAAGAAAAAUAAAAAUAAAAAUAAAAAGCCUCCACUACCCUUAUAAAUUGCAAAACCCAUCUAACAUCUUCUUCCCUCUCUCAAACCCCAGAAAAUCUCCCUCUUUUUCCACAAAUCUACAAUGUCAGGAGAAGAAGAAGAGAAUGCAUCAGAGCUUAAAUUGGGCGAAGAUUUCGUCAAAGAAAAGUGUUUGAUGAAUGGAGAAGUAGCCAUGAUUCUAGAACACAGAUUAGAACAAUUACAGCAAGUUUCAGAUGAUCCCUUGAAUCAGAUGCCUCAAGUUUUCGAGAAAUCUCUGCAAUAUGUUAAGCGAUUCAGUCGAUACAAAAACCCAGAUGCUGUUCGACAGGUUAGAGAGAUUCUUAGUCGUCAUCAAUUAGCCGAAUUCGAGCUCGCUGUUCUUGGUAAUCUUUGCCCAGAAACUGUUGAAGAAGCCAUUGCUAUGGUACCUUCGCUUAAAGAUAAAGGAAGGGAUCUUGAUGAUGAAGCUAUUGAGAAGAUGCUUACUGAUCUUGCUAUGGUUAAGAAGUUUGAGUGAUUUUGGUUUCUGGGUUGUUUGGAUUUUAGGGUUAGGGUUUCUGGGUACCGCGAAUUUAUCAUCAGUUUUUAGAAUUUGGUGUUGUUAGGAUUGUUAAUUGAGAAUUCUAAUGCUAUGUAUUGUUCAAUUUGAUGAGAAUUUGAUGGUAGUAAAUUGGUAAUUGGAAUGUUUGUUAUGUGCAUAUCAAGUGUUAUUGAACUGGAAUUGGAAAGUAUGGUUAUAUGAUCGAUCAAACUUGUGAUUGACUGUCAUUGAUCA
This is a messenger RNA of Chenopodium quinoa (quinoa), 836 nucleotides long. RefSeq names its product DNA-directed RNA polymerase II subunit 4-like. Bases 162 to 578 code for a protein of 138 amino acids. Gene Ontology annotation, molecular function: nucleotide binding; translation initiation factor binding. Gene Ontology annotation, biological process: transcription initiation at RNA polymerase II promoter; positive regulation of translational initiation; nuclear-transcribed mRNA catabolic process, deadenylation-dependent decay. NCBI's taxonomy places the organism in Eukaryota, Viridiplantae, Streptophyta, Magnoliopsida, Caryophyllales, Amaranthaceae. The record is from RefSeq and is a predicted model, not a curated record. The transcript has a single exon. Gene Ontology annotation, cellular component: P-body; RNA polymerase II, core complex.